Messenger RNA from Sphenostylis stenocarpa, 249 nucleotides. Lineage: Eukaryota; Viridiplantae; Streptophyta; Magnoliopsida; Fabales; Fabaceae. The record is from the annotation of a GenBank genome assembly.
AUGGAAGAAGCAAGGGUUUUAGAGGAGAGAGAAGCGAGGAGUAGGGCUUCUUCUGCUGAGUUGUUCUUCUGGACACAACAGUGUCUGCACCUUACAAUGGUUUCGCUGUCGACAUGGUUUCGCUACGUUACCCACAAGAUCGAAUACUCCUUCUCCAUCGGCAAGAAGGCGUGGGCGAACUUUAUGCACGAUGAUAGAAUCUCUCAUGUUGAACUUAUGAGUACAUUUGUUGAAAGAUACUUUCAGUGA